Molecule: messenger RNA, 872 nt
Organism: Gamsiella multidivaricata
Lineage: Eukaryota; Fungi; Mortierellomycota; Mortierellomycetes; Mortierellales; Mortierellaceae
Exons: 3
Coding region: 1-843 (280 amino acids)
Source: RefSeq, a predicted model, not a curated record
AUGCACGAAGAAGCCGAACUCCCCUAUCCGCUACGGUGGCAGACCCCAACCAAUCCUCCACUUCGCUACGCCGGUACUUCCACUAAAGUCACCCCUAAGCACAACAAGCCUGUCACCACCUCUUCUCCAGAUCCUGUACCAGGCCCAGGGGGACCGCCUCUAACAAACGACAACGAUCCUCCUGUGGUUGAUCAAGUCGGUCAAAAGGACAACCCAUUUUGGAGCGCCGAGUCUUCCGCCGACGCCAGCAUUGGCAUUGAUAUGUUCAAGCAUGGCAGUUCAGUCUACGUGCCCUCUGAGUACCGACUCCUGGCACAUGUCUUCAAGAAGCUGACUUCACCUGACACUCCUCCCGCCGUUCAAGACUGGAUGAAAAUCCUUGGGAGGGGAACAUCGCAUCAACUGUCAGCUCUGACUGGUACAGGGGAGCGCACUUGCAGGAAGGCAGUAGCUUUCGCAGAAACUGGAUCCAUUGACAAGGAGGAGAUUGACCGACCGGGACGACCUCUAAGUGAACUGGACGAGAACCUUGCAGCCAAGAUUCGCGACAUCAUCACUCGAUCUAACAAAAAGACAACGCCUUUAGUGGAAGGGCCUGAGGAGGAUGAGGAGAACUAUGAAGAGAUGGUACUGAGUGUGGAUCUUAUGGGAGAAGAGGCAUGGACAAGAGCCCUUGAGGUGGUAAACGCUGCUGAUCCCUAUGAAAAUGGCAACCUUUUCAUUAUGGAGCCGUCAUCAACGGAUGAUCUAGAGAACGACCGCGACGAUGUCCACGAUGGCUAUGCAGGCAUCGGGGAUGAUGGUGUUGAAAUUUGUCUGGCCGAGGAUGGCCUCAGGAAGUAGCUCCAUUGAAAAAUAUAUCACCUUUUGGG